AUGUUUAUGUUGGAAGAAAGAAUUCUCAUUAAUUCUUUUCUUUUUUCUUUCUUUCUUUUUUCUUCUUUUUUCUUUCUUUCUUCUUCUUUGCCUCUUUAUUUCUUCCCUACUUCUUUUUACUUUCUUGUUCUUUUUUUCUAUUUUCUCCUUUCUCCUCUUUUUUCUUCCUUCUCCUUUCUUCUCCUUCUUUCCUUUCCUUCUCUAUUCAUCUCUCUUCUUUUUCUUUUUUCUUACUUUCUUUUUUCUUCUUCUUUGCCUCUUUAUUUCUUAUUUCUUCCCUACUUCUUUUUACUUUCUUCCUCUUUUCUUCUAUUUUCUCUUUUCUCAUCUUUUUUCUUCCUUCUUCUCCUUUCCUUCUUCUCCUUUCCUUCUCUUCUCUUCUCUUCUCUCCUUUCCUUCUCUUCUCUCCUUUCCUUCUCUUCUCUCCUUUCCUUCUCUUCUCUCCUUUCCUUCUCUUCUCUCCUUUCCUUCUCUUCUCUCCUUUCCUUCUCUUCUCUCCUUUCCUUCUUUUCCUUUCUCUUCUCUCCUUUCCUUCUCUUCUCUCCUUUCCUUCUCUUCUCUCCUUUCCUUCUCUUCUCUCCUUUCCUUCUCUUCUCUCCUUUCCUUCUCUUCUCUCCUUCUCUUCUCUUCUCUCCUUCUCUUCUCUUCUCUCCUUUCCUUCUCUAUUCAUCUCUCUUCUUUUCUUCUCUAUUUUUCUCUUUACUACUUCUCUCUUCCUUCCAUCUCCUCACUGUCCUUUUUUUUCUUUUCAGUCUUUUUCAUAAUUUUUUUUUUAUUGUCUUUAUUAUUUUAUUAUAA
This is a messenger RNA of Acanthosepion pharaonis, 798 nucleotides long. NCBI's taxonomy places the organism in Eukaryota, Metazoa, Mollusca, Cephalopoda, Sepiida, Sepiidae. The record is from the annotation of a GenBank genome assembly.